AUGAAGACUACCUCCAUAUUGGCUUUCGCUGCCUUGUUGGCUAGCGCACAGGCUUCUCCUCACGAUCCUUUACCAAAAUCAGCUUCAAGCGACACAUCAAUUGCUCAAGAACAACUCAAGAUCCUAGUAUCUCAUGCUACAUACGCCUGGAGCACACUCUCGCCCAGAGAACGUAUUGCAUACACAGAUGCAGUCCUCUGUCUCCAGAACAAGACUGCCAAAUCUCCAGCAUCAUGGGCUCCUGGAGCAAAAUCUCGUUAUGAUGAUUGGGUAGCCACUCACAUCGACCAAACACUUCAAAUACACUACACAGGCAACUUUCUCGGCUGGCACCGCUACUUCCUCUGGGAAUACGAACAAGCACUUCGUAACGAAUGCGGCUACCAAGGCACCCAACCUUACUGGAACUGGGGUCUCUCUGCCGCAUCAGGAAUGGAAAAGAGCCCAGUCUGGGACGGCAGCAAGACAAGCAUGAGCGGCAAUGGCGCUCACAUCGACCAAACCAACCUCUCCGUCGUCCUCGGCGGCAACGGUCUUCCAGAAAUUUACCUUCCAGUCGGCACCGGUGGCGGCUGUAUCACAACUGGGCCCUUUAAAAACAUGACCGUAAACCUCGGUCCCGCAGCCCUGACAAUCCCAGGUAACAUCACCUCCAUCAGCCCCUCAGGUCCUCUAUCCUAUAACCCACGCUGCCUAAAACGCGAUCUCACCGAUGAAAUAAACACGCGUUUCGCAAACUCCACCGCCAUCGUCGAUAACAUCCUCUCACCACAAAACGUCUACGACUUCCAAAUGCAAAUGCAAGGGAUUCCCGGCACAGGCAUCAUCGGUAUCCACGGUGGUGGCCAUUACGCCAUGGGCGGCGACCCAGGCCGCGAUGUAUUUACAUCCCCAGGCGAUCCUGCAUUCUACCUCCAUCACAGUAUGAUUGAUCUGGUAUGGACAGCUUGGCAAAUGCUGGAUCCCGAAAACAGGAUUUAUGGAAAAGAUGCUAUUAUGGGGACGAAUACGUUUUUGAAUACGCCACCUAGUGAGAAUACGACUAGGGAGACGAAUAUUAGUAUCGGGUGGGCUGGGAGGGGGAAGAAUGUCACGAUGGGGGAUGUGAUGAGUACGGUUGAAGGGCCGUUUUGCUAUGUGUAUGCUUGA
Molecule: messenger RNA, 1149 nt
Organism: Aureobasidium pullulans EXF-150
Lineage: Eukaryota; Fungi; Ascomycota; Dothideomycetes; Dothideales; Saccotheciaceae
Product: Di-copper centre-containing protein
Exons: 2
Coding region: 1-1149 (382 amino acids)
Molecular function (GO): oxidoreductase activity
Source: RefSeq, a predicted model, not a curated record